This is a messenger RNA of Parathielavia appendiculata, 3179 nucleotides long. RefSeq lists its product as uncharacterized. NCBI's taxonomy places the organism in Eukaryota, Fungi, Ascomycota, Sordariomycetes, Sordariales, Chaetomiaceae. Bases 213 to 2852 code for a protein of 879 amino acids. The transcript has 6 exons. The record is from RefSeq and is a predicted model, not a curated record. Gene Ontology annotation, biological process: septin cytoskeleton organization. Gene Ontology annotation, cellular component: endocytic vesicle; cell division site; cytoplasm.
CAUCAAUGCGUCCGAGUCAACCGUCCCUCGUUGCAAGUCACUCGAACUUCGGGCGCUCUGGCAUCGGUCUUGCGCUUCUGGCCCUAGAAGUAGUGGACUCUAUUCUUUGCGGUAUAUUCAACCGCGUGGCGGCACACUCUAGCAUUUGUGUUAUGCAUUAGUCCGCCGUCCCUUCGGUGCCGCCCAUUUGCGCUUCAUAAGCCUCAUUCAAGAUGGCUUCCGUCGACGACCUCUCGCGGUCUGAGUACCCGGCAAUGCUCGCGAAUCUGCAACCUAGCCAGGCUGUUCAAGUACUGUCCGACCGAGUCAAGCGCAUCGCCAGAGCCAACCAGGAGAUAGCAGACUGGCUUCAGGAGCGCCGGAAGGUGGAGGAGCAAUAUGUUGCCUCUCUGCGCAAGCUCCUGGUCUUCAAAGUACCGAAUGCCGCGUCAGAGCUUGGUAUCUUCCAAGCGCCAUGGGAUAAGAUCCUCCAGUCAACCGACGGCAUUGCCGCCUCACACCAUCUGUUCGCCCAGCGCAUCGAGAAAGACGUCGAGCAGCCCCUCCGGAGUUUCCAAAACAAAAAGGAGAUGCAAAACAUCCAAACGAUCAGCGCGAAUCUGCAGGCAAUGGCGAGAGAAUUGGACGAUGCGGCCGACAAGUCAGACAAACUAAACAAGAAGGGAGGGAAGGCGAACGCGCAGAAGGUCGAUCAAGCUGCCGCAAGGCUCGAGGCGGCCACUCAGCAGUGGGAGUCACAGGCGCCCUUUAUUUUUGAGACGUUACAAGCCUUGGAUGAACAGCGGAUAAACCACCUGCGCGAUGUCUUGACGCAAUUCGAAACCCAUGAGGUCGACCAGGCCACCCGCACCCAGGCAGCGGCUGAAGAGGUGCUCAACGUGAUGCUCGAGGUGAACACGUCGCAGGAGAUCCAGAACUUCGUACAGCGAGCAACUGCUGGGAAGCCAAAGGUGGAAAGGAAAUCGGUGACAAGGCAAUCCACCCCUGUCACAUCAACUGCAGCUCCCCCGAGCAUCACCGGUGACGACGUUAGCGAGCAUUCGGGCCACAGAGAAAACGCUCCCGAAUCGAAGUUGAGGAGUCGCAUCGGCACCAUGCUAGGGCGCCGACGCCAGAGCGUCCACGGCGGAUUCGGGCAAUUGGGUUCUCCCCCGAAGGGCCUUGGUUUCUCUCGAGGCCUCUCGAGCAGCCACAGCCAAACAUUGUCCCCUCGAGCUUCAUCCCACAAUUUAACCGAUUCCCAGAACAGGCUGCCGUCGGUGGUUGAGAGUCCAACCGCGGAGCACACGCGAGACUCCACUGCCGACAACGAGCAGCGCAAGAAGUCUCAUGAAGGAACAAACGGGGUCUCUGUCGGAGAGUCAUCCAACAAUACCCAACUGGCAAAGCCCGGCCUCCUCAAUGGCACGGCUGAGGAUAUCUUUGAUGCGCCGACAGGGGCCGCGGCUCAGCAGCUGCAGAGCAAAGAAGAGCCGGGCAAGGACGCUGAUGGCUUCACAAUACCACCUGCCAUGAACGAUCCCAUCUCCCAGGCACAACGGGAGGCCGCAGCCGAAGAGGGUGACCACCUCUUCAAGCUCAGCAUCCAAAAUGAGCCCAUUCCCGAGGAAGACCAAGAUGCUAAGCAAGCGGCUUUGUCCAACGUUGCGAAUGCGCUGACCACCAUGGGGAUGCCAUCGCGGAAAACUGGCACGGUACGGGGGAGGAGGGACGUCAGGAACACUGUGUACAUGCCGUCCUUGCCGACCCAUGACAUGGCUGCCGAGCAGCCCGUUCCACUCUCGCCUUCUCUGCCAACAAGCACGACAAUGCCGAGGCCAACACCUUCCACGACAUUCAUUUCCGAGACAAGCCAUGCCUCUGAUACGCAGUCAAUUCGGUCAGGGACGUCAUUUGGCGGCGCAUCCUCAUAUAGUAGCAUCGCCCGCCUCAAACACCCGGAUAUGCACGGCCCAUCUUACGGACCUGGGUUGCACUCCUCCGUUAUCGAGACCGUGUCUGCUGUCUUCCAAGACGGCAAUCUCAACUCUGUCAAAGUCACUGGAGAGAUUGCCCUCGCUUAUGUCCCCGAUCCGAACUCCCUCUCCACAGACUGCGAAACAAUCCGCCUCAACAAGUUUUUCCUUCUUGAAUCCAUUGGCCCCAAUCCCGUCUUCGUGAACAACACCGCCAACCCUGACGAAUUCUCCAUCGAUGUCUCACACCUCACCACCACCACUACCUCAGCCUUCACCUACCGCAUCCACGCCGACUCGGACACCGCCCUGGCCUCCCAAUGUCCUAUCGUAAUCCACCCGGUCUGGAAGCCCCAAGCCGACAAGCUCGGCCUCCUCCUCCAGUACCGCCUCAACCCGUCCUCGCCCCUGCCCCGCCCCGUGACGCUGUCCAACGUGGUCUUCGUCGCCACCUACGAGGGCGCCCGCGCGAGCGGCGUGCAGACCAAGCCCUCGGGCACCCACCUCAAGGAUAAGCACAUUGUCUACUGGCGCUUGGGCGACGUCACGCUGACGGAGGACUGGAGCAAGAUUAUCUGUCGGGUUAUUGGCGAGCAGAAUGCGGAGCCGAUGCCGGGUAGGGUCGAGGUUCGGUGGGAGUGGGCUGCCCCUUCUUCUUCUUCUUCUUCUUCUCAACAACAUAGCGGUGCUGGUGAGGUGGGCAGUGGGAUCUCCGUUGCGAGGUUGCUGCCCGAGGGGAAGGGCAAGGGGAAAGCCGUGGAGGUGGAGGAGGACGAUCCGUUUGCGGAUGUCGGAGCGUCUCCUCCGGCGUCGCCAGAUUUUGCUGGCCAAGGGAGGUCGUGGGCUGAGGUACCUGUUUUGAGGAGGCUGGUGAGCGGGAAGUAUGAGUCGAAGUAGGCUGGGUCAUCGAUUAGAUUGGGAGGUUUGGAGGGUGUUUGGACUUCUUGCGGUCGAGCGAGCCAUGGAUAGAUGUACUUGAUGCAUGGUUCUUUUUCUUGAAGGGUCGUUAAUUACACCGGAGGCAUAUUUUGGAAGCUGUUGUUGGUUCGUUGCGGUCAGCGAGCUCAAGCGCAUUAGCCCCUGGGAGCGAGAAGAACGCAUAUACAUACCUACAUGUCGACCCUUAUUCACUCCUUCCUUGCCCCUAUCGAGACGGUCCCACAAGACCAAAACGGGUUUGGUUACUGUUGUUCCACUGUGUCCCGAUGCCGAAUAUGGAGAAAC